Pimephales promelas (fathead minnow) is the source of this 1380-nucleotide messenger RNA. RefSeq names its product interleukin-12 subunit alpha. Gene Ontology annotation, cellular component: extracellular region. Gene Ontology annotation, biological process: immune response. Gene Ontology annotation, molecular function: growth factor activity; interleukin-12 receptor binding. The record is from RefSeq and is a predicted model, not a curated record. Lineage: Eukaryota; Metazoa; Chordata; Actinopteri; Cypriniformes; Leuciscidae.
UAAAUAAGUAAAUACACAUUAAUCUUCUCCCAUACUUGUAUGUCCCUUCACCUUUGUCGUUUGUCCCUUUUUCUUUUCCUUUUUGUUUCAAUUUGUUUAAUUUCAGAAAUUCGUUACGUUAUCAACAAUGCAUACCACAAAUGUUGUCAGACUGAUGUUAACCUGGGAUUUUUUUUAAUAUUUUUAUUUUACUAUCAUAACAUUCAAUACAAUUUCUUUGGAACGUUGCACAUGGACAUCUCUUCAUCUCUUAACCCUUCUUUACGUGUUUCUGCCAAAUGUUUAUGACUGUAAACGAGAAUGGAGCUAAAUUUAAAAUGCUGUUAAAGUGACAAUAGGGGCUUUACCGAAUAAGAAGGUUCAAGAUUGUUAUCCUGUCCCUCACACUGUUUGUGAAGUAGCCUAUGUCUGCGUAAAUCGAAACGUGCGUUAAUUCCCAAUGUAUGCAAGCAUCGUGUCCUAAACUCCAGGACUCAAAAUCUGUGAUACCACGGAAAUUACAAAACACAUGGGCAGCGGGUUGUUUUCAUUUGAGUUAAUAUGUUUCGAAAAGGGAACUCCCAUACCUCCAAAAGAUGUAUAAAAAGGACAAAUCCUGAUCCUAAGCACUAUAAUAUGCAACAGCUUAACGCAACAAUGCUGCCCAGGCUCUGUACUUAUGUGUCAGUAAGCAUCCUGUGCCUCGCGCUGUGUCGCUGUGGCGUCGCCGGUCCGGUCGGAGCGCGUGAAUCUCCAUUGAGCCUCACAGGAACGACGUGCAACGCGCUCGCGCGCUCCCUGCUCUGGAACGUGUCCGCGGUGCUCGCGAUGGACCACUUGUUCAGCGGGUUCGACUGCACACAGCAAAACGCAAAGGUGCACCUCAGGACGCAAACGGUGGCUACCUGCACACCGCAGAACGCCGACUGUGCUCGCAGCACUGUCCUUAAUAUUGAUGAGAAUGAAUGCCUGAAGAGAAUUCUAGAAGAUCUCCUCUACUAUCGGGAAACUUUUCAAGCCUACUCGAAUCCAGAGCUCAAAACAGUCGUCAGAAGCAUCGAUGACCUCAUGCAGAACUGUUUCUCUGUCUCUGUAAUGGACAAAUCUCCGGCAGAGGUGCUCAUGGAUCAUCAAAACUCUUUUCAAGAGCGACUUAAGCUGUGCAAAGUCCUAAAGGGUUUCAACCUUCGGACAAUAACAAUAAACCGAGUUUUCAACUACAUUUUGGCAAAAUAGCAAGCUAGCAGUUGUUACCGGCCAAUUUAUUUUAGUUUACUGUUUCUAAAAGGAAUGAUUAUUUAUUAUUAAGUUAUUUAUUGUAUUUAAGCAUUAUUUAUUUAUGGAGUAAUUUAUGAAAUUUUGAUUUGUCUCUUGCUGUUUUAUUAAAGGUGGACCUUGCAU